AGAAGAUGGCGACUGACAGCAGAGGGUCACGUCUGCUUUCGGAUUUAAAUUCUGCUUUUCGCCGAGAUCCUGACAUUGAUGAGUAUGAUUUCCUGCCAGUUUUGGAGCCUAAACACAACCGAAGUCCUCUUCUCCUCCAGGAACAUAAGCUUGGACUGGAGAUGUGGAGCGUCAGAAUUCUCUAUGAUCACGCCUAUAAUACACUUAUGGCUUGGCGCCAAAAAGAAGCACAUGCCAAAUUUCUUGAUCCAUUUGACCUCAUUAGUCUGAGCAGGGCAGUAGUUCUUGUCAAUGCGGAUUGUUUAACAGCUUGGAAUAUAAGGAAAGAACUGGUGGAAUCCUCAGAUCUAAACCUUCUUGAUGAUCUGAAGUUUGGAGCGCUGGUUUUGUCUAGGCAUCCUAAAAGUCCAGAAACAUUCUGUCACAGGAAGUGGCUCCUCAGACGAUAUGUUGAGUGCUGCCUUAGUUCUAGCAAUGGAAGCACAACCAGCACAGGAAGUUUAUACAACGACUUUGUCAACAUGGAUGCCAUAGACUUUGACCUGGAGGCAGAGGCAAAUAACUUUCUUUUAAUGGAAAAUAACUUACACGGGAUGAACCAACAAACAGACUUUCAUGAAGUGAUGCGUCGAGAGAUGAACGUUUGUCGUAAGGCAGGGGAGAACUACCCUUGUAAUUAUAACGCCUGGAGUCACCGAAGCUGGGUCAUACAGAACUGUUACAACUGUACCAUACAGGUGUUAAUUGGAGAACUACAUGUAACCGAGGCAUGGGUGAGACAACAUAUUUCGGACCACAGUGGGUUUCACUACAGACAGUAUCUCCUCACCAACAUACACAAACAGGCAGACAUUCUCAAGGAGCAGUUCUCACUCAACUACAAGAAUCUCAUUCACAAGGAAAUGCAAAUUGUUGUUGACCUACUGAAGUCCUUCUCUGGCCAUGAAGCUAUUUGGUACCACAGGAGGUAUGUGUUCCAAGCUCUGUGUAAAGUGUGUGAUUCAGAGGCUGUUGCUGUAGAAAUUAUAUCCUUGCCGGAUGGUUAUGAUCAAGAUCUUCCCAUUAAAACCAGUCAGAAGAAAACCAAGCUUGAAAAUGAGCGACAGGUUCUGUUGUUAAAGGAAGUUGACUCGGUGUCACGAAACCAUAUGUCUAAGAAAGACACUUUCCAGAAAGGCCUGGCACAAAAGUACCUGGACUGGGUGCAGAAGUCGUGUCGUAGCUGAUAGUAAUGGGUAUCUAGUCAUGUAGAUAGAGUAGGCCUCAAAAUACUCUGGCUUCUCCUCGGCACUCACUCAUCUUUAGGAUGUUUGACCUCUUAACUUGGGCUUCAUCCCAUCAAUGAAAAAAGUCACAAUUUGAAUGCUUAAUUUUAGGAUUUGAUUUGCCUCUUUGCAAUGAGUGUCAAAGAGAUUUUUAUAGCAUUUAUCAAUUUUAGGAUUUGAUUUGCCUGUUGGGAACAAGUUUCAAAGACAUUUUUCAGCAUUUUUAUAGAUCUAACAUGGUUCCAGUUUUCAUAUAAAUAUUUUUCGUAAAUAAAUAAGUCCUUUUUGGCUUUAAGUGUAAUUUGAUUAGAUCUAAAAACUUCCAAAAUAAAGCACUGUUUUGAUUGUAGGAAAUGAUGCUCAACUCAAAUAGAAGUGCAGACAUCUUUUUGGAAUCCAGGCCAUGCCCUAUACCAUCAGUAUUAACCAAAAAUCUCGAACAGGGCCUGCGAGUAACAAAUUCUAUUAAAAUGUAAAUAUUUCAUUUUUGUUUUGUUUUUUUCUAAUGUAAAUUUGAGCUGUGGUUGAGGUUUAUUGAAAAAUGUGGAGAGAUUGAAAUAUAAGAGAACUGUUCCCGAGGGAAAGGGUCAUAGUAGAUUUAGUACAUCACAUGACUGUUGAUAAUAAAAAGACAAACAUGAGGAACUUCAUUGAUAACAUAUUCAAUAAUUAACAACAGCUGGAAAUUUGAUUGUAACAUUUGAAGUUUUGAUUCAUGAGUUGUUGUUAAUUGUAACGGUACAAUUACUAAAAUUGAAAGAAGGUGCACAAACAAUAGAAUGUCUAAAUCUCUGCCACAUAAUGGUUCUUGUAAGUGCUGCCGCAAACCUUGCCUGAUGGCAAUAAGAGAACUUUUUGAGUAGAUCUCUCCUUUUUUGUUGUGUAUGAUGGCAUAGAAAUCGGCCAAAACACCGUUCAAUUCUCUGGAUUGAAUCACUGCUAGGUCACAUACGGUUUCCCUUUCCAGUAUGAAGUCUUUAAGGACUGCAACGGAAAAGUGUGUCGCCUGCUUCGUCUUUAUGCAUUGCUGAAUCUCUGCGAAGCAAUCGGCAUUCCCGGUCCCGAAUCUCGAAGCCAUUUUGGCUGACGACAACAAUGAAGUGAAAGUAGAAAAUGUACAGUGCUCCCUACUAGAAAGGGCGCAACUCUUAACGUCACGCUACUUUUCCCGCAGUCUCAGCGGUCCAAAAAAAAAGGUAUAGUACCUGUCUCCAGGUAUAGUUCCCGUCAUCAAGGACGGAUGCUAACUAUCAAAAAGAACAUAGGUAGUUAUCCAAUAGUUAUCCUAGAACUUAUCAUGUGAUGUACUAAACAUUUGCUUCUGCCAAUUGCUUGAAGCUUUAUCAAUAUCUAAGAACAUAACUAAACUGUUGCUAUUUGCAUGCUCUCAAUCAGAUGUUACACUAACUAGGUAUAAGGAUUUAUCUUAUUCUCACAAAACUGAAAAAGGUUUAGCACUACACAUGUCAUGUACAAUGAUAUGAGAUCACCACUGCAUUAUGAUACCAUUUUAUAAUAUAUUAGCAAAGAAGGAUAUUUUCAUUUUUCGUUAGUAUGAAUACUAAGUAAAUACUUUUCAAGAUGUGCAUGUGUAUAAGUGAAUAUUUAAAGAUUUAAUUGGGAUAAAGACAACGUGUUUUAAAAUACAACAACUAUGUUUAUGUACAUACGUUUAUGUACUUACUAAUUACCAGUUUUGGGAACAUUCCUAUUGUAAAUUUGAUGAAAGUCCAUUCCUGAUGUUGAAUAUUUUCAAACCACUACAGUAUCAUCAGGUUAUAGCUUUUAAUGUUAUACCAAAUUUGAUAAGUUUCUAAUAUUUCUUAACAUUUUUGUACAAUUUUAAAGAGGAAAGUGAAUGAAGAAAUAUAGAUUAACUGGUGACCGUCCCUUAAACAGGAAUAGGGGAUUGUGCUGCCUUGAAAAUAAAACCAUCUCAUUUUAUCAGUCUUAAUAAUCAAAGAUCUUGUAACAGUACCCUGCUGUAAGUAUCACUUGGUUAUUGAAGGCCAGUUAAUCUGAUCAAAACAUUCCAAAUAAAAGAAAUUUUCGGCUAGACUGAGAGCUCAAAGUCAGUAACACUGUCCCUCCAAUUAUUCUGUUUAUGAUGUGCUUUUUUCAUUGGUUUGUGUUUUCAGACUAUCAAGUGAUGGAACGAAAGAAUGAGAACUUUUUUUGAUUGUCAUACAGAAAGUCAUACCUUUUUCCCCCCAAUUAAGUAGUCAUCUGUCACACUUUAAUAGUCUUCUGCAAUUAUGAACAUGGAUGGGAAAUACUGGCAUUUAUAAAGUCUUGAGUUAUCUUCUGUUUAGUGUACUUAAUGUAUACAAGUACAUUGUAUUUGCUUUUUCUACGCCCGUCAAAUUUGACUGAGUAUUAUGGUAUGGCGCUGUCCGUCCG
Messenger RNA from Mizuhopecten yessoensis (Yesso scallop), 3665 nucleotides. RefSeq names its product protein prenyltransferase alpha subunit repeat-containing protein 1-like. The transcript has 7 exons. NCBI's taxonomy places the organism in Eukaryota, Metazoa, Mollusca, Bivalvia, Pectinida, Pectinidae. The coding region runs from base 6 to 1226 and encodes 406 amino acids. Gene Ontology annotation, cellular component: cytoplasm. Gene Ontology annotation, biological process: protein prenylation. The record is from RefSeq and is a predicted model, not a curated record. Gene Ontology annotation, molecular function: protein prenyltransferase activity.